Molecule: messenger RNA, 1099 nt
Organism: Cryptotermes secundus
Lineage: Eukaryota; Metazoa; Arthropoda; Insecta; Blattodea; Kalotermitidae
Gene: Gr93a
Product: gustatory receptor for bitter taste 93a
Exons: 4
Coding region: 78-500 (140 amino acids)
Biological process (GO): sensory perception of taste
Cellular component (GO): axon; membrane; dendrite
Source: RefSeq, a predicted model, not a curated record
CUACAGCUAAGGACGCAUUGUCUGAUAUUCUGGGUCGUCUUUGUUGUUGGCAUCGCCGACUCUGUGACCUCGUCGACAUGGUGACCUCCUGCUACCAGCUUCCACUGCUUGUCGUGAUAGCGUACUGCUUUGGCAACACAGUGUUCCGAACUUACUCAAUUAUUGCAGUGUUUCGUAACCGGCACUCUCUCAUUAGAAUACCGGCCAUCAUCUGGUGUAUUGGCUACGGCUGCCGUCUGAUUCUCAUCAGCUUAGUCCCUUCGAUCACCGUAGCACAGGCUAAGAAAUCACGAAUGCUGGUUGAGCGUUUGAACAGCCGACAUCUGGACGAUGCUUCUAAGGAGGAGAUCUCGAUAUUCAUCAGUCACCUGUCCAGCAGAAAUAUUUCAUUUUCAGUGUGUGGCUUCUUCAAGCUCAACAUUCCAUUCCUUCGAUCAAUAGCUGUUGCUAUUGUGACGUACGUGAUUUUCUUAAUGCAGUUCACACUUCCGGACAAUUAACACUGAAUACCUUUCUACAGAUUAUGCCUGCUGAACGGACAAACUACUGAUAUGCACAAAAACUGUGCUCAUUCUAACGCAUAAUAUUACUAUAAGGAAACAAAAUAGACGACAGAAACUGAAUUUUCGAUUCAGUACACAUUUCACAGGGUCACAGCCAUAUUAAAGCUACAUAACAAUUUCAGUGUAUUGCACAUUACACAAAGACCUAAACACAACGAAAGAGAUCCGCUAAAAGGCUUCAGUGUCUUAAACUCUUUUGUGUUAUGGAGCUUUCAUAUAUGUAUAUGAGCAACUAUAUUUUGUCUUUUGAGUGUGGUUCUAUUAGGCAGUAUUAGUGUGAUAUCAGUUAUAUGAAUAAAGAGCACAAGUUAUUCUACAGGCCGAGAAACAAAUUUCGGGAUGCAUAACUUUUGAUUAACUGGGAUGUAUUUAGUUACUUAGUUACUGUACGGAAAUUUAUUUUCUGCCUAUUUCAAACUAGAAUUCUUAGACUUUAAUACAGUUUAUAUCUCUUCAUGAAGGUUAGUAUUUCUGUGAUUAAUAGGGAACAGAUUUCUGGGUAUAAAAAUGUAAUUUUCAAUUCUUUAAACUCUCAA